Molecule: messenger RNA, 2875 nt
Organism: Panonychus citri (citrus red mite)
Lineage: Eukaryota; Metazoa; Arthropoda; Arachnida; Trombidiformes; Tetranychidae
Product: BTB/POZ domain-containing protein 1-like
Exons: 7
Coding region: 156-1799 (547 amino acids)
Biological process (GO): neurogenesis
Cellular component (GO): cytosol; P-body
Molecular function (GO): protein binding
Source: RefSeq, a predicted model, not a curated record
UCUUCCCCAAAGUGAUGGUCAACUUAAAGCUCAAAUGUGAUUCUAUUGGUCUUUCUCUCUGUUUAAUUUAUUAUUAUUUCUAUUCUUUUAAAUUUGUUAAUUUUAAUGAAAUUUCGUUAAUUGCAAGUGAUAUUUUACUACGAUAGAGAAGAACAAUGUCUCCAGUUAGUAUGAGCGAAUCUGAUAAAGAUAAAGGAACUGGCAUUAGUAAAAAGAAUCCAUUAGAAUUGAACUCAUCUCCCACAUCUAAUGGUGAUUCUAAUAAUUUAGAUUCAGCAACAUCUUCUAAUUCAUCUCCACCCAGUCAACCAUCUAAAUACUCUAGUAUACCUGUUAACCGAGUUUGUAUCACCAACGAAACUGAACCAACUAAUGAUAACCGUAGAGAUACUGAGACUCCUUUUAAUUCAACAAGUGGAGGUUCAUUCACUCAAGAUUGUCAGUCAAUUAAUGAUUCAUCAUUAUCCAUAACUUCAAUUGAGAAUAAUGAAACAGCCACAAGAGCUUUUAAUUGGCAGUCAUCGAAAACAACAGUCCAAGAAAGAUUAGCUUCAUUGUUUAAUUGUGAAACAUUGGCUGAUGUACAUUUCAUUGUUGGUCAUGAUAAUCCACCAAAUCGGAUACCUGCUCAUAAAUUUGUUUUAUCCAUUGGAAGUCCAGUAUUUGAUGUUAUGUUCAAUGGACAAUUAACCUCAGAGGAAGAUAUAGAAAUACCCGAUAUAACCGAUAUUGCAGCUUUUAUGUCUCUUCUUCGUUUCCUUUAUACCGACGAAGUUGUAAUUGGACCUGAAACAGUUAUGACAACUCUUUAUGCUGCUAAAAAAUACGCUGUACCUAUUCUUGAGAAUUCAUGUGUUGAAUUUCUCAAGCAGAAUUUAAGUCCUGAUAAUGCCUUUAUGCUUCUUAUGCAGUCUCGUUUGUUUGAUGAAAAUGCUUUAGCUCAAAUGUGUUUAGAUACUAUUGAUAAAAGUGCCGAAGAAGCUUUGGAAGCUGAAGGAUUUGUGGACAUAGAUCAUGCAACGUUAAUCUCCGUAUUGGAAAGGAAUACUCUUCGUAUUAAAGAAAUUAAUCUAUUUAAAUCUGUUAUAAAAUGGGCCAAAGCUGAAUGUACUCGGCAAAAUCUUCCAGCCAACCUUGAAAAUCAACGAAAAGUUCUUGGUAAAGCUCUUUACGCCAUCAGAUUUCCGCUUAUGACCAUUGAAGAGUUUGCCUCCGACGUUGUUGAAUCUGGUAUUCUAACUGACAGAGAAUGUGUUAAUCUAUUUCUACAUUUUGUUCGUAAUCCAAAGCCAACCAUAGAAUUUCCUGAAGAACCUCGAUCAUGUGUUAAAAAAGAAGAAGUUGUUUGUCGUUUUGCAAGAACUGAUCUUAGGUGGGGUUAUAGUGGAACCAGUGAUCGAAUACGUUUCGUUGUUGACAGACGAAUCUAUAUUGUAGGUUUUGGUCUGUAUGGAUCAAUUCACGGUGUCUCCGAUUAUCAGUGUACAAUUCAAAUUAUCCAUACUGGUACCAGUAAAGUUUUAGCUUCUAACGAUACCGGAUUUACAUGUGAUGGUUCAUCACGAACAUUUCGAGUCAUGUUUAAAAAACCGGUUGAAAUUGAGCCUGACGUCAAUUAUACUGCAUGUGCAACUCUAAAGGGAUCUGAUUCUCAUUACGGAGCUGGAGGCAGUCGAAAGGUUGUCGUUGAUCUUAUAUGUGGUGGAAAAGUAACUUUCCACUUCUCUUAUGCCGCAGGAUGUAACAAUGGAACCUCAAUUGAAGAUGGACAGAUACCCGAAUUAAUUUUUUACACUUAAAUCUAGAGAUUUAUAAAUUACAUCUUUCAUCAAGCGACAUAAACACCUUCUAACUGUAAAUUGUUUUCUAUUGCACAAAAUCUUUGUGUAUUAUCCUCAUAAUAUUGUGAUCUAUUAUUAAUAAUGAUAAUGUUAUUAUUAUCAUUAUUAUCAACUAUUGAGAAGCAAUUUAACCUUUUAUGUUUAUAACUAUUAUAAAUCAAUUAUAUUUUGUAAGUUAACCAAGUUGACGAAUCAUAAAUGUAUCCAAUAUAAUAAUGGAUAACAAGCCAGAGACACGGAGAAAACACUGGACGGGAAUCUCAAAUCAAUUAUGAUUUCGUUUGUUAAUAAUUGUUAUUGUUUUAAAUUAAUAAAUUGUAAAUGCAUUUAAAAACUUCUCUAAUCACAUAUGAUUAGAGUGAAAGUUUUCGAUUGAUAAUCAAGUAAAAAUGAUUACUUUCUAUUAACUAUUUACUUUCAGAAUGUGAAAAGUUGAUAAAAUGCACGAUAAAGAUUAGGGAGAAAAAGAAGAGAGAGAGAGAGAGAGAGAGAGAGUGAGAGGUGAAGAUGGAGAGAUGAAAGAUGAGAAUUUUUUCUUGGGAUGAAAAAGCGAAAACGAUGAGAAGAAAAAGAGAGAAGAAGAUGAAGAUGAAAGAGAGAGAAGAGAAGAUUUAAAGAGAAUCCUGGACUUUUCAUCUUCUCAUCUUCAUCUUGUUGAUUCAUUUUCUCACAUUCUCAUAACGUCCUAAACAGCGAAAAGUAGUAGGUCAAAAGAAAAGAACAUUUUUUUUCUUUUCUUUUUUAUUCCAAUUCAAUUUCGACCAUUUUAUUAAAUUUCCCUCACUUUUGCUUCUCCAUAAUUGUUCACAUUAAUGCAACACUUUCUUUUCGCAGCAAUUACAGUUUCGUUUUCUUCUCUCCAUCACAAUCAACCAUCUCUUCGCAUUAAUUGACGUUUAAAUGUUUUCUCUUCCAACCAAAUCAUCUUCAUCUUCACUUUUCUUCAUCUUCUGCUCUUCCUUUGAGUCUCUUUAAUUCAUUUCAAUUCAAUUCUAUUCUCCUGCUUUUCCGAGAACUGCAACAAGUGUCUGUCU